Messenger RNA from Paramacrobiotus metropolitanus, 2041 nucleotides. Its product is annotated as rhodopsin-like. Gene Ontology annotation, molecular function: G protein-coupled receptor activity. The record is from RefSeq and is a predicted model, not a curated record. Gene Ontology annotation, cellular component: plasma membrane. The transcript has 5 exons. Gene Ontology annotation, biological process: G protein-coupled receptor signaling pathway. NCBI's taxonomy places the organism in Eukaryota, Metazoa, Tardigrada, Eutardigrada, Parachela, Macrobiotidae. The coding region runs from base 717 to 1757 and encodes 346 amino acids.
AAUUGGGCGAUAACAGGUUCAGUGAAGGGGAAAGUUUUUACGCCGAUUACAUCCGUUGCAGUGCCGGCGGCUCCGCCCUCUCGUCCUUACACUCGAUCUUCCGGCACAACUUUUAUGCAUCUUAUGUAUAGCAGGAUCGAACAGUUACAGGAACCGGCACAGCUGCUGUAUCAAUUAGUCCUAGUGCUCCCGUGGCCACUCCGGAGGAAGUGAGUUUUUGCGAUUAAAUCCACAUUUACAGUGGAUAAAGUGUUUAUCUUCCGGAUGAGAGAAAACAGUCGCUGAGUCAGAGUACAGCGGGUAUAUUGGAAUUAAACGGCCGUGUACCGGCUAGGAACAAUAUUUGAUCUUGAUGCGGGAUUAGCUGGGGAUGGGUUUUUGCGGUGGUGGUGACAAGGUGGAAUUGAGCUUUUUCUUGUGCCCAUUCACAUCACCGGGAUCAGUUCCUUCUUUUCUCCCUCCGCCUUAAUGGCACUAAUGUGCACACUUCAAUCGGCUGACUUCCCUUGACAUCCACGCCAGCUCCCUUACACCCGGCUUUUUCGGCUGCUGUGUCAUCGGCAAUUGUUGAUGGAAUUUUAUCGGAAUUUGAGUGGCACAAUUCCAGAAUCUAUGGACGUUUUGCAAAGGAGUUUUCCAUUUUUAACCGCUAAAUAAUAGGAUUUAUCGCCCGCCUGAACGCCCCCAUAAUCCCUGGAUUAAAUCACUGUAUUCGAAUGGAAGACCUGACAAUCACUGAUCCAACAACCAACCUGACCCUGACCUUCUCCCCCUCCGAUGUCGCCUACAUCAGUCCGUCGUCCUUGUCAGUCUGGCUGGCGUUUUGCACCGCUCUCUGCACCUUCGGCACCCUGUCCUAUCUCAUUUUGUUGGCCAUUCUCUUCCGUCGACACAACGGCUGUAAAGGUGCCGGAGGAUUGCUAAUGGUCCAUUUGGUUAUCUUGGAGUUAAUCAAUAGUCUGGGAUAUCUGUCGUUCUUUACCGUGACGACUUAUGUCGCACAGAGCGGUGUCCGGCUUAAUCAUACGGCCUGCGCUAUUGGUCAGCUGCUGUUUCUGUCCACGGUGGUCGCCGGCAACUGGGUGGCGGUCGUGAUGGCUGUUAACCGGUUUGUGGCCAUUGUUUUUCCGUUGUGGUAUAAAGUGUGGUUGGAUAGUCCGCUGUGGAGUUGGGCGGUGGGAUUGUGCUGGUUUAUUGCGUUCGCGUGUUAUGUGCCGAUAUUUAUGGGGAUUGGUGGAGUAUUAGCAGCGAUACCUCCACUGGGGACGUGCGGUGUUUAUCCAUUUCCUGGUUGGCGAUACCACUUUUCAGUUCAAUUUGGAACACCGGUUCCGAUGUUUUUAAUCGGUAUUUUCUAUGGGCUUAUUUAUUUGAAGAUGGUUGUAAAAGUUGCUGAGAGACGAACCAGUCAAGCCAGCGUGAUAAAUUUCUCCCGUCGGGAAUCCACGAUUGAACGCCUGCUGAUGGUCAGGUACCGAACGGCUAAAAUGCUGUGUAUCUCCGCCAUAUGGCACUGCUUGUGCUUUGUCCCGCUUCCUAUCAUGGUCGAGUACGCACCGAUAUUCUACCGGGACCCUCUUGUGCAUCUCUGGAUAAGGACCAUUUUCUUCUGCGGAUACGCUUUUAAUCCGGUGAUUUUGUUCAUUAUGAAUGAACGCUAUCGGCAGUGUUUGAUGGAGAAGUUAUGGUGUUUUGGUACGGUGAGCAAAGGUAACCAAGACGAUCCUGACUCGCACAAACCUAUAACGGCACUGUAGAUCAUCCGAAGCCAAAGCUUCAUGUUGUCCGUCCCGGCCGCGGUUUUAUUCAAGCUAACUGAGUGUUACACUUACAUCUGCGAAAUUAAUCUGCCAACCUUUCACUGACCAUUUUUUUCUAAUUUCAAGAUCUUUUGUUUCCAUACUCCGCACACAAUGUGCACCUACCUGCGCCUUUCCUGCACGUAUAAAAGUCGGUGCAGCAUAUUAUUUUUUUAUUUUUUUGAAAGAUUUAACAUGUGUCAGAGUCCUUUCAAGUCAUGUUAUGAGCAGUGGUGCUCUUG